Messenger RNA from Ipomoea triloba (trilobed morning glory), 2235 nucleotides. Its product is annotated as golgin subfamily A member 6-like protein 22. The transcript has 6 exons. Gene Ontology annotation, molecular function: DNA binding. Bases 1 to 2235 code for a protein of 744 amino acids. NCBI's taxonomy places the organism in Eukaryota, Viridiplantae, Streptophyta, Magnoliopsida, Solanales, Convolvulaceae. The record is from RefSeq and is a predicted model, not a curated record.
AUGGAGAUUGGUAGUGGAUCCAACAAAAUGAAGGUCCAAAACAAGAAUAGAAAAUCGAAAUUGGAGUUUCUUGGAUGGGGUUCGAAGCGAUUGAUAGAGUUUCUCGAUUCAAUUGGCAAAGAAUCCAGGCAAUAUUCUCAAGGAGAGGUUGACGCCAUAUUGAAGAAGUAUGUGAGUUCUAACAACGUCAUAGAUCCAACAAACAAGAGAAGAAUCCUGUGUGAUGAAAAGCUUGAGAAGCUGUUUAAGAAGAAAACAGUUUUAAGGAAGAAUGUUUAUUAUUUGCUGGAAGUGCACUUGAAAGAGAACCACGUUGAUGAUGAUGAUGUUGAUAAUGCACCAGAAAAAAGCUGUUUUGCUGCGAUAAGUGUAGAAAACAUAAAGCUUAUUUUCUUGAGGAUGCAAUUUGUUAAGGGCCUUUUGAAGGAAAAUCCGGAAAUGUUUGAAGAUAACGUGGUGGGUUGCAUUGUUAGAAUUCUUUCUAACUCGAAGAAACGCUCAUAUCAGCUUCACCAAGUUAUAGGUGUAAGCCAAUCUUCAGGAGAACCAAACCUUCGGCUCUCGAAUGUGGAAGCAGAAGUUCCAAUCUCUGAGCUAUCAGAUAGAUACAUCACAGAGGAGGAGUUUGAAUCCAAAGCCCAAUCUCUGCACAGAUUUCUUACUAAGAAUUGGAUUGAUAGAGAAUUGGUGUCAUUGAAACAACGCAUUGAUCUUGCAAACGAAAAGGGACGGAGAGCAGAAUAUCCUUUAUAUAUGCGGCGACUUUUGACGAGCGCUGAGCAAGAAAAAUUGUUAUCCCAGAAGCCAAUUGUGGCAGUUGCAGAGCCAGAGACUGAAGAAGAUGAAGAAGAAGACGAAGAAGGAGUCGAAUCUCAGAAGCCAGUUGAAGCUGAGCUUGAAGAAACACCCUCGGGCAUUUCAGCUGAGCACAAAGAAAAGCCCCCUGGCUGUUCAGAUAAAACAGAAGGAGGAGAAGAAGAAAAAGAACAAAAACCCGUCAAUCAGGAGCCAAUUGUGGCCGGUGAUGAGGCUGAUCAUGUAGAAGCCCCCGAGGGCACUUCUGAGGAAGAAAAUUUGUUGAUGAGCCAACCAAAUGCUGUAGCAGAAGAGCCAGAGCCUGAGCUAACAUUGAUGGAUACUUCUGUAACAGAAGAACAAGCAGAAGGGAGAUCUGAGGAGGAGAAUAAUGUGGCAAAUGCAGUAUCAGAAGAACCCGAACCUGAACCGCCAUUGAUGAGUGCUUCAACUCCACUGGAUGAUAUUCAGAGAGAAGCACAAGCCAGAGCUGACUACACAAGAAGAAUUCUUAGGGCAGCUUGUGAAUUGUCUGCUGCAGGCUUGACCUUCGACGAAGAGGACUAUGUCAGAUUCGGAGGCAGCAAUGCUUCUGCCAUGCACCCAAACCCCUCAAGACAAAACUACCUUCAAGAAUUCUCUGCAUUGAUGGUGAACAGUGUUCGGGCUCAAGCUCAGCAGCUUCAACAGCAAUGGGCUCAAGAACAGCAACAACAGCAGCAGCUUCAACAGCAACGGGCUCGAGAACAGCAACAGCAGCAGCAGCUUCAACAGCAACGGACUCAAGAACAGCAACAACAGCAACAGCAGCAGCAGCAAUGGGCUCAAGUACAGCAACAACAACAGCAGCUUCAACAGCAAUGGGCUCGAGAACAGCAACAACGGCAGCAGCUUCAGCAGCAAUGGGCUCGAGAACAGCAACAACGGCAGCAGCUUCAGCAGCAAUGGGCUCGAGAACAGCAACAGCAACAACGGCAGCAGCAGCAAUGGGCUCAAGAACAGCAGCAACAGCAGCAGCUUCAACAACAAUGGGUUCAAAAACAACAACAACAGCAGCUGCUUCAACAACAAUGGGUUCAAAAACAACAACAACAGCAACAGCAGCAGCAGCGGGGUCAAGCGCUGCAGCAGCUGCAGCAAUGGGUUGAAGCAUAUCAGCAGCAGCAAUCUCCCAUUGGAAGAGGAGGGGUUACUACUAUUCUGGGAAAUAAUAGAGCCAGUAGUUCUACAACUCAAAGGCUCCCAGGAACAGCUCCUGAGGAUCCCACAGUUGUUAUUUGGCUUGGAGCAGACCAUAGAGGCUACAUACAAAGUCCUGUCUCCUUAAAUCAUCUGCGGAUAGGGCUCCAGCAGGGCUAUUUGGGACCAGAUUUUCGGGUAUGGAAGACCGGCCAGGACCAAUCGCAGUCCGUUCUUCUCACUCAUUUGCUCAACCGCUAG